This is a messenger RNA of Populus nigra (black poplar), 1705 nucleotides long. RefSeq names its product probable protein S-acyltransferase 7. The transcript is spliced from 5 exons. Gene Ontology annotation, biological process: protein targeting to membrane; peptidyl-L-cysteine S-palmitoylation. Lineage: Eukaryota; Viridiplantae; Streptophyta; Magnoliopsida; Malpighiales; Salicaceae. Gene Ontology annotation, molecular function: protein-cysteine S-palmitoyltransferase activity. The record is from RefSeq and is a predicted model, not a curated record. Gene Ontology annotation, cellular component: endoplasmic reticulum; Golgi apparatus. The coding region runs from base 94 to 1473 and encodes 459 amino acids.
GCCUUUAUUAGCUUUUCUUUCUUUCCUUUUCAUUUUUGCUUUGCAAAGUUUUGCAGCUGUACAGAAUUGACCUGACAGAGAGAACAGAGGAGAAUGAGAGACAUGUAUGUGGUCCCACCUCCUCCGGAUCCGGCUGGCGGAGGUACGGUAGACUCCGCUGUUGAUGGUGACGAUGGGGAGGGUCUAAUGACUUACCAGACAUGGAAAGGCAGUAAUACAUUUUUGCUUCAGGGGAGGCUUAUAUUUGGACCGGAUGCAAGAUCUAUUCUGUUAACCAUCUUUCUUAUUGUGGUUCCAGCUGUUGUUUUCUGUGUCUUCGUAGCAAGAAAGCUGAUAGAUGAUUUUUCUCAUCACCUGGGAAUAUCAAUAGUAGUCUUUGUCGUUUUUCUGACAUUACUAGAUUUAACCUUUCUUCUGCUAACAUCAGGAAGAGAUCCUGGUAUAAUACCUCGUAAUGCUCAUCCUCCAGAGCCGGAAGGUUAUGAAGGGAACACUCCACUUACUCCUGGCCAAACCCCACCUUUCCGUUUGCCACGCACAAAGGAUGUCAUCAUCAAUGGGAUAACUGUGAAGACCAAGUACUGUGAUACCUGCAUGCUUUAUAGGCCCCCACGAUGUUCUCACUGUUCCAUAUGCAACAACUGUGUGGAAAGAUUUGACCAUCAUUGCCCUUGGGUUGGUCAGUGUAUUGGAUUGCGGAACUACCGGUUCUUCUUCAUGUUUGUCUUUACUUCAACAAUUAUUUGCUUAUAUGUACACGCAUUUUGCUGGGUCUACAUUAAGAGGAUCAUGAAUAGCGAGGGGACGUCAAUUUGGAAAGCAAUGUCUAAGACUCCUGCCUCUAUUGCUCUAGUGAUUUACACCUUUAUUUCAGUUUGGUUUGUUGGUGGUCUUACCUUGUUCCAUUCAUACCUCAUCAGUAAAAAUCAAUCUACUUAUGAGAAUUUUAGAUACCGGUAUGAUGGGCUAGCUAACCCAUUUGACAGAGGAUUGAUUGAGAACUUCAAGGAGAUAUUUUGCUCUAGCAUCCCUCCAUCUAAGAACAGUUUCAGGGCAAAAGUACCAAAGGAACCUGCCAUUCCACCUAGAAUGGUAGCUAGUAGUUUUGUCAGUUCAAGCGUGGAAAAAUCUGCCGGUGACAUAGAAAUGGGGAGGAAGCCAGUGUGGGACGAGGCUUCAGGAGAUGAUGAUUAUAAUGGCACAGCAAGAAAUGAUGACAGUCUGCAUGAGGAUCGUGGAUUGCCUGAUGUCUCUCCAGAUUUAAGCAGGAUCCUCCCCCCUCAGGGUAUGGAAGGGCGCAGCGUCAUGCAUUCCAGACGAUCUAGUUUGGGUAGAAAAAGUGGCAGCUGGGAUAUAUCACCUGAUGUUCUUGCUUUAGCAGCUGGAACAGGGGAAUCAAAGCGGAUGGCUAGUGGCAGUGGUGACAACUUGACAUCAGAUGCCCAACAGUCUAAGAGGCAUACUAGGUUGUAAAAUGAAAAGAAGAUUGAUUAUACGAGACAAAAAAAAGAAAAAAAAAAAGAAGUGUUUCUAUUGUAUUGGCUGGCCAUUACCCCCCCCCCCCCAACCGUACUUUCUUCCUUGUUUAUAAUGAUCUGUUUCAAUGGGUUUGCGGUUUUAGUUGUUGUAAUUGUGUCAUACUUUUUUGGUGGGCACCUUUGCCUGUGCAUGAGUAGAAGUGAUUCCUAAUUUUAAUGUUUUGCCA